AUAUUUCUUCCUAUCAGCAGCUCAUUUCAGAACAAACUUUGGAAUGCAAAUGAUUUUUUUGCCUGCACUAUAAGUUUUACCUCUCAGCAUUCGCUUUAAGCUGAACAGGUGGCCAAGACUGGAAUUUUCACAGCACCAAGAAAGAGUUCUUUGGGAUGUCAGACUACAUUUGGUUUGAAGGAAUACCUUUCCCUGCUCUAGGAUAUGAAAAAAAAAUACUUGAAGAAAGUCGUGAUAAGUUUGUGAUCAGAGAUGAAGACACAGUCAUACUGUCUUACCCAAAGUCAGGAACUAACUGGCUGAUUGAGACUGUCUGCUUGAUUCAAACCAAGGGGAAUCCCAAAUGGAUCCAAUCUGUGCCCAUCUGGGAACGCUCACCCUGGAUAGAGACUCAAAAUGGAUAUCCAAUAUUAAUCAAUAAGGAAGGACCACGACUCAUGAGCUCCCACCUCCCUAUUCAUCUUUUCCCCAAGUCUUUCUUUAGUUCUAAAGCCAAGGCAAUCUAUGUCAUCAGAAAUCCCAGAGAUGUUCUCGUGUCUGGUUAUUUUUUCUGGUAUAAGUCAAACUUUAUUAAGAAGCCAGAGUCACUAACAACUUACUUUGAAUGGUUCCUCAAAGGAAAUGUGAUAUAUGGAUCAUGGUUUGAGCACACCCGUGACUGGCUGUCUCUGAGAGAAAGGGACAACUUCCUGGUACUGAGCUAUGAAGACAUGAAAAAGAAUACAAGGGGAACCGUAGAGAAGAUCUGUGACUACCUAGGAAAGAAACUGGAGCCAGAUGAGCUAGAUCUGGUCCUCAAGUAUAGCUCCUUCCAAGCCAUGAAAGAAAACAAAAUGUCUAAUUUUAGUCUUGUCCCAGAAGAUGUAAUUACUAAUGGUUUGGCCCUCAUGAGAAAAGGCUUCAGCCUUAAUCUUCAGUCCAACUCCAACCUACAGAGGAUCAUGUCAUAAGACAGUAAGGACUUCAGGAGUAUACAUAGAGAUAAAUAAGUUAAAGUCAUUAGUGGAUUGCAAUUAAUUCAGUGCUCCUGGUGUUCUCACAAGAGGAAAUUAGACUUAGAUUUGGGCACACAAAAUUGUCAACUCAAGAAAAUGGUUAUCUAUACACUAAGGACUGAGGCCUAUCAGAGGAUCCUCUGCCAUUGACUGAUAAACUCAGAUUCCUGUGCUCCAGACUCUGUGGAGAUAGAGUUCUCUGUAUAAGAAGUGAAGACCUCAAGUAAGAAAAGAAAUUGCCCAUUCUUGGAUUUCCUGUAAUGAAUCAAAUUUGGGCAGAGAUAAAAGAGUAUGUGUUUUCAAUGAGAAUGGUUUCAAUGAAAUGUCAAAACAAAUAAAGUGGCUUUCUUAAGAGAGAAA
Molecule: messenger RNA, 1355 nt
Organism: Peromyscus leucopus (white-footed mouse)
Lineage: Eukaryota; Metazoa; Chordata; Mammalia; Rodentia; Cricetidae
Product: probable alcohol sulfotransferase
Exons: 6
Coding region: 156-950 (264 amino acids)
Biological process (GO): sulfation
Cellular component (GO): cytoplasm
Molecular function (GO): sulfotransferase activity
Source: RefSeq, a predicted model, not a curated record